AUGGAUCGCUAUCUGAUCAAAAAGACGCCUUCAAGCGGCACUCUCAAACGCAAGGCGUCAGACAGCCCCGCGAAUUUGACGCUUGUUCCUGCUAAACGACCGCAACCUCUUCAUCCACACGAAUCCCGCUUGGAUGCCGUUGAUUCUCGCGACCAAGACAGGAAAUAUCAAGGGCUUGAAUAUGAUUCUUGGAUAGCCCAAGUGAAGUCAGCCAUUGACCAAGCCCGAACCGCAGCCCGCUCCAAAGAAGGCGGCAUCAAAGUCUUAGGGGCCCUUCUCAAGAUCAUCAAUCUUUGCCCUUGUAAGCCGGGCAGUCACGGAAACAACAAGGCCUGUCAUAUCUCGCAAUGCGUGACUGCGGUGUACGAAGAGAGCCCCGAUGCUCUGUACCGCGCUGCUAAGGAGCCAUGCCCUUGCGGCUUUGUAUGGCCAUCUUGUAUCGACCUCUUCCAUAUCCGAGCCGUCGACGCCCUGGCCGAUUCUCUGGACAAACAGGAAAAGCACGUCGCCGCAUUUUCCACUGCCCUUGGUCUCAUUCGCUUGGAUCCGGCCCACCCCAUAGGGUAUUGUCGUGUUGCCAGAAUCCUUCGCAACUUGACCAAGAACAAAGACCAGCAGACGGCAGCUCUUGCGCUUACGACCCUUUUGCGAGACUCUAAACUUGACCCUUCCCACGAUGUGCACGACCUCACAGUCCGGUUCGUCAGGUCCGGGCUCUACAACAUGGAAAAGUACCGCCGGGUUAAGUAUAAUCAGUACCAUAUUCUUCUGCGUCAGUUGUCCAGUAUGCUAGACAUGCCCGAGUCAAAAAGAGAUCCUGUAGAGAAGCUUCCCCAUGAGCUGCUCACCAUGAUCUGGUCGCAUCUUGACACCGAAACUUUGAUGAAGUGUGAACGUGUGAGCAGGAAAUGGCAGAAGGCGGUACUUUCUGACUCGGUGCUCUGGAGCAAGGUCUCGCUGGGCAGGCCUGGGAAACCUGGCCGACUCUUUCCACGGUUCCUCAACAAGCACAAGAACAUCCGAUCGCUGACGAUCAGCGACACAUCAUAUUUCAAGAUGACUCACGACAAGCUUCAAAUGAUCAUGCGUGGCUUACCCGGUUUGGAACGGCUAAGUCUUCAUAGACGCAUGCGUCUAAACAACCCGGACGGACCCGAGGAUGUUCCAAACUUGCUUGGGGGAGUGCAAGGGAAGCACUUCACAAAACUAACACAUCUCUCACUGAACAAACUGGAUGCACAUACAGCUGGAGAGCUUCUACCGCUCACAAGUCUGUCUCUUCAAGUGUUGGACCUACAAGGCUUCGUAGGGAAGAAUCUCAACGCCAUCAUGACCCGACAGCUUUGGCCGAGUUUGAGAAAGCUACGGCUGAAGAUGCGGGACGAAGACUAUGGCCCAAGGAUAGAUCUCGGGCAACUGAAUAUGAAUGGGCUAAUGAAACUAACCCCAUACCUCGAGGAACUUCAUAUCGAGGGGUACGGGCUCAAGUUUGUCAAUCUCUUUGAUAACAAGAUGGCUUUCGACAAGGUCAAGGUUCCUUCGAGCGAUAUACAACCUUGGCAAAAUUUGCAGUCUUUAUAUCUCGGCUCAUUGAGAAGUAACCCGCUUAUUGAAGACAUGUUUAUGGGGUCUUAUGUUUUGCCGGCUCUACCAAACCUCCGCUCUGUUGAGAUCCUUUCCGACAGAGCGCACCUGAUCGACUAUCUCUUUACGACAUGUGAUGAGCGGGGGAGCCCGUUAGGAUCUUCUCUGACUGGUCUCCAUGGACCCACUGCUCAGUCGGGCAUUGCUUCGGCGGGUUGGCCACGGCUGGAGGUGUUCAGGUGCCAUGGCCCUAUAUCCACCGGUAUACUGCAAAAGGCCCUGGGGGAAGCAGCCACAAAUGGUUCGCUAAAGGUCCUUGAAUUGGCCAUCAAUAGCGACCAGUCACUGUUCGAUCGCCGGAUCCAAGUUGAUCCCCGGAAGGACUGGGCUUUCGCGUCGUCGCCGAGCGUUCACCAUCUCGGACUAUACCACUUCAACUGGGCCCAGCAUUACAGCAAUUUCGAUGGCCAGCUUUUUAUCGACUGGCUGCAGAAGUUCCCCAAUGUCGACACGGUUACGGUCGCACCUGGACGUCAUAGUGGUAUAUUGCCCUUCAUCGAGAAGCUGAUCGCCCACCCGCAAAUCAAGACAUUGUACUUUGAUCCAUCGGGCUUGUCCAGCCCGGAAAGGUACGAGGUAAUGGACACAGGGAAGAAAUACGGGGUACGACUGUUCAAGUUGAACGAAGAACCUUUGAAUCCUUUUGAUGGAGGUUCUUUCGAUGGCGCUAGACCGGAUCUCGGACAGAGGGUUUGA
Sordaria macrospora k-hell is the source of this 2340-nucleotide messenger RNA. RefSeq lists its product as uncharacterized. Gene Ontology annotation, molecular function: protein binding. The record is from RefSeq and is a predicted model, not a curated record. NCBI's taxonomy places the organism in Eukaryota, Fungi, Ascomycota, Sordariomycetes, Sordariales, Sordariaceae.